This is a messenger RNA of Pseudogymnoascus verrucosus, 4718 nucleotides long. RefSeq lists its product as uncharacterized. The transcript is spliced from 4 exons. The coding region runs from base 1477 to 4143 and encodes 888 amino acids. NCBI's taxonomy places the organism in Eukaryota, Fungi, Ascomycota, Leotiomycetes, Thelebolales, Thelebolaceae. The record is from RefSeq and is a predicted model, not a curated record.
AUUAAAAUGAAGGGCUGGGGUUUUAUUGAACGCCAAUAGCGAAUCUCCAGUGUCAGACAUAAUUAAACAGUGAUUCAACAGAAUCAAGAGGCGUUUCGUCCCAUUUCCUGGAGGGUCAUUGUUUGUUAGGGGCUCAUUGUUGUUGUUGUUGUCCCUGAUAAUCAAUGGCAGGCAAAGUGCAUUACAGACAGAAGAUGCAGCGAGCGAACUUGGUCGAGCAGGUCGCCUGGAAGAAUUGGCGAGUGAAAGCCGGACACGAUACAGGAAAUGUGUAGUGAUUAUAAGCUGAGAAGUAUCAUACGCCUGUUGAAUCUGGGAGAGACACUUUGGCCGUUGAGGCAGUUGCAGAUGAUCAAUCACCUACCUGUGUCAUGAUGCCGCCGACACCGACGAUACACUCCAGGUCUCGCAAGUUCUAGCUUGCAGGCAGGCUGGCGCUGUUCAUGUCGCUGGAAGUCUUUGCAACUCAACUGGCCCUCAUAGUUCUAUACAAUUGGGUAUUGGGAGGUUUUCAGGAUUUGGUGGCGGCCCAGGCCGCGGACCCUGCUUAAGCUCCAGGGCCGUUGUCGCUAUUAUUCAGGAGUGAGCUCACGACAACCACUCGUUCCUCGUCGACGACGGACUGUGUAUGUUGGCAGCCAUAUGCGCCGACCACCACCCACCAUCACCACGGCGAGACGGGAAGGGCAAGAACGGGCAGACCGGCCGCAUCGGGGAGGCCUCUGAAUCCCCUGAUCCGGAAGUGAAAUGCUCCUUGCUCCAAGUUGCUGUCGUCUCCGUCUUUCGUCUGUACUUUCUCCUCGUUAUGGAUCCCCGGAUGCUCCACAUAAGCUAUGCAUAAGACACAAAUUGGGAAGGGUAGUGGUCGGAUAGUGGCUGUCUGGACGAAAAAUACAGGGUUGUCAGACCGCCCUACAGGCAAGGUAGAGUCCAGACGAGACACUACUUCCAAAUAUUGUACGGCACAGUACAGCACGUAGCGCAAUACCGUAUCGCAGCCCGUACACUCCCCUACUACACCUACCAAUCGACAACCCACAAUCAAUUCAGAAAGGCCUCCUCUCUCCCUCUCCUCCCCUUCCCUUCCUUUCGUUGCAUCUCCCCAGCCGCUCACUGCCCUCUUUCUUUUCGCUCGUUCGCUCGUUCGCUCGUUCGCCCGUCGGAGUGGUAAUAAUAAUAAUAUCCUCCUGGCCGCCUCCUUCUUCGUCCUUCUUUUUUGUCCCAUUUUAUGAUAUAUAUUCCUUCGUAUAUUCGUUCGUUCGUCGCAAUUCCAGCUAUCCUCAAUUGACCGCUCGAUUCCUUCAGCGACGCCAACGAAAGACACGGCCCUGUCUAAACAUUCAUUUACCUAUUUGACCCAGUUAUUGACUUUACGAACUCUUUUUUUACCUUUCUCGGCGACAAACUACAGCUCUAUUCCGUUUACGAUGUCGCACUAGAACAGCCGGUAUUCAGGACGACCAGCACGACCCAUUGAUGAGCACAUGGGAGACUCCAACAACUUCCUCGGCAGGCGAAUCGAUCCUCGCGUCUCAAAACAUGGUUUCUCAUACACGAACCCCAGGGCGGAAACCGUUACAUGAAAGGUCCGGCUCACAAACCAACAUAGCAGCGGUGCGUUUGGUACCAGCGACUCCUCCGCAAUUACUAUGGAGCAAUACCCCUUCUCAGGAGCGAGAUGAUAUCUACAUGCGGACUGCCUUUCCGACACAUCCAGCCCAUAUUCUCCCCCCUCCAGACGCCGGCGCUUCAUUCUUUCAGGAGUCGGCGGCAUUGAUCCAAUCCGAAGACCCAGUUUCGGCCGCCCAGCCUCUGGCGAAACAGUUAAGAGGACAGGGGCCUGCUUUGACCACAACGUAUCAGCCUCGCCAAACCUCAAGAAGCACCACCUCGACCCCUUCCAGCUCUCGACAAUCGAGUGUCAAAUCCCUGCAGCGAAAGCGGAAGCAAGUUAAGGUUAACCCUGACAAAACCUUUUCUGUUUUAGAAGUUGCCGGACAAGUCGAAUCGACUAAACCAGACGAGAAUGGAUCCAGAUCCCCGUCCUCUACACAUAGCCGUUCCACGUUUGAUCGGCUAUCCUCAAGGACAGACACCUUCGCCCCACGGGGUGCCUCGGGCGCAACAUGGGAAUCAGAGACUACUGCGACAACUUUAGCUACCUCUUGCACUCCGAGCCCAGAUUUGUCGAGUAAAUCACCUACCUUUGAGAGUAACAUACCCUCGUCGCCUUGGAACUAUAAGCUCGUGGGAGGACUUCGAAAAGUUCCUGGGACUCCAGAUCUGAAGCAUAAGGUUGUGCCAUUGUCAGACUCACCGCCGUCCUUACCAGACUUGCCGGAAAUUGACCAAACGAACGAGCGGGAGUUAUCCAACAAGCAAUCUUUUCAAUCCGGCGUGACUACAUCGACGACCUCAGAUUAUAGUAAUUACAACGUUUUUCCAAGCUCACCACCAUUGCUAGCAACAGCAUCGAGCCAACCUCCCUCAAUCCACUCCGACCAACAGCUUGCACUUCCGUCCUCACCGAGUUCAUAUGUCGAAGAGUCCACUGUCCUUCACCAUCAGCUCCCACCUUCUAGUGACCAAAACUACGAAAUAUUUGGCCAAUCAUCCACGGGAUAUUCACCGACCUCUUCGCAGCUUGAGCUAUACAAUAACGAGAGCAAUUACGAGGUUCACGGAGAUUUGUCCCCCUCCCCGUCAACAUCUUUGAUCAACCUACCUGCCCAACCGCAGCAAGCAUACUCACGAGAGUCCUUGGUUAUACCGCCUUUGCAACCCAAGGCAAAACGAUCCGCUGAGCGAUUUGGGUACUACAAGAAGCAUUCACGAGAGUCGCUUCGGUCCGGAUCGUUAACGUCCAUUACAUCGGCCUUAAGUGAAGACUUUGUAAGGGCAAUUGCGACUGGUAGGCAGCUUACCCGCGUACCGAGCCUGAAAAAUAUCCCAGAAGCCAGCCCAUGGACAAAUCCGCUAGCUCUCAACGCAGUGAAAACACACAUGCAAGCGCAUCCGCACCAAUGGAGCUCACAGCUUUCUACUGUGGCCUCAGUCUCAGAAGGAGGCACCGAUCGAAAUUCACGCCAAUGGUCAGAAGCAAGGCGAAGCAGCGGGUUCGUGUCCCACACCCGCCAAAUCCCGAGCAUUGCCUCCACAAUUUCGCAAGACGAAAGAGUUCGCGACAGCAACUUGCUAGCGUACCCACAGCCAACGUACUCGCCGACUACCCAAGACGCUCCUGGGUCGACGACGAGAAUGGCUGAAGACCAAGAUGAGUACGGCGACAAACUUACAGAUAUGCCAAUAUUACACGAACGGCCUUCGAGAACCAAACUAUCAGGAUUUUUCAACAUCCCAUACGAUAUCGGGCGCAACAAUAGCAUGCGAUCAAUAUCCAGCUCAAGAGCGAACAGCAUCCUUGGUACGACACUCCCAACCUGGGCACAGCUAUACUACGGCAGCGGCGAGAGGCGAUAUCUUGAAGCGCCUGGUAGCUCGUCGGAAGCGUCUGAUAGCCGGCCCCCUAGCUCUUACCGGAGCGGCUCCCCGGAUACUACGAAUUUUCCAGUGGGUUUAUAUAGCCCUCGCCGACGACCAAGGGAGCUUCGUCCCCAGCGUCAAAUAUCUCAGAGGUCACACCACUCGAUGGAUAUCACACCUGCGGACCCGCCGAGCCGUGCGGACCCCGCCUUGACUGGGAGUGAUUUAAUUGAAUACUCGUUUAAGCAUCGUGUUCGGAAGCCAUCGAGUGUCUGGAGCCCACAUCUUGCGCAUGACAGGAGGAUGAGUCAGCGCCAGACUGCCUGGGAUGCCCCUUCGGUUAACUGGUCCCAGGGAGGGUUCAGCAGUGAGAAGAAUGUUCAAAUAAUAAUGUUUAUUGUCGGAUUUAUAAUGCCUAUUUCGUGGAUGAUUGCCGCGGUACUCCCCAUCCCGCCAAGACCCGAAUUUCCCGAGUUGACGGAGGAGGAUGCCAGAAAGAGCCGUCUGGAUUUGCGAGAAGAGAUGAAUCGCAUCUGGAGCCCAGUGGACGAGAAAAGAUAUCAAAACGCACGGUGGUGGCGGAUACUUAAUCGAAUCUUCUCCGUUGUGGGAGUCGCCAUCAUAACUCUCAUUGUCGUUCUAGUUGUGACGAAGGCUUGAGAAGAAGACGUAGCGGGGUCCAAUAUCCCCAACCACACACUAUCACAUACUUGCCAUUUAUUACCAUAUAUUUUACAUCUACAGCAGCUUCUCCACCAGCUGUCUCGGUAUAUUUACCAUCACCAACCACCAACACUGUGGCUCAUUCAUUACUACAUGCUAUUCAAUGCUACAACGACGCGGCUACGUCCGCACACGCCUUUCUUUUUCAUGGUUCUACGCCAAGCUUUUAAGCUCAAAAUAUCACGCACGGCUAACGCAGCCAAACUAUUUCAACUUUCUUCACGAUAAUUCGAUAAACGGCGGACGAGAACGACGGAGUUCAUUUUUAUUUUUAACCUUCUCCCAACCAAAACAGCGCUUUUGGGGCUUGGGCCUUACGAAAUUUAUGGAUGAGGAACAGAUUUUACGUUUUUACGAUUCACACUUUAAGACAUUUUCAUUUUUCUGUAUCUAUAUUGUAGCUUAGAUGAAUAUUACGAGUGGUUUUUUCUCUUGAUCUUGAAAAUAUUUUGGACAACCCACAAACAUGAAACGUUCAUACAUAUUUUGUGACAGGUAGAUUUAUGAUAUAG